CAACAGUCAACAUCAACAUCAUGCUCCCUCCUGUCUCCCACUGCACCCUCCACACUUCCCUGAUUGCAUCCUAGUCAUGUCCAUACUUCCCUUAUAUCCUCCCUUUACUUUCUUUGAUUCAGUCCGACUAUAGAAGAUCUAAUCUCAACACCCUGUGUGCGAUCCUACCAUCCUUUGAUAAAGCGCUGCAACACUUGCACGGCGUUUCCGGCUUCUGAAUUCGGGCUGCAUAUUUAUUAAGCCAACCUGUCGUCGCCAUGUCGACUCAACCCCACCCCCCUCCUCCAACUCCUAAGGGAGUUCGAAAUAAUCGACGUCAUUCGAAAAGAAACAUGACUCCUCAUGCGCCAAAGCAAUUGCUUUCAACUCCCCCGUCCUCGCCUCCUAGGGACACUAGCCCUGCGGACGCAUCUUACUACUGUUCCAACGGUGUCAACAUGUCCAAGAAGAAGAAUGUGCGAUCCGGCAAAAAGCCCCGAGAUGUCUCGAAUAAUGGGCACCGACAUACCUCUUCGCAGCCAAAUCUGGAUUCGCCUUCCCAUAUGAAGAACAGCCCCCAUUAUGCGGGGCCGACUUUCCACGCAUCACCAGCACCUUCCGCUCUCCCAAUUCCAAGUUUCUUUUCGAAGUCCGUUCCUGAAUCUGAUUCUGCACCGGUGUUGGAUAUGGACAGUGAUGUCUUAGAAGCGGGCCCUGACCUUGAAAAUACACCGUCUAAACCGAAACCGCGCAUUCCUUGCGUUGAUGGGCAGAAACCGACGCCACUGGAUUUUCUCUUCAAAGCUGCUCUUGAAGCUAGGAAUGGCAAAAUUCAAUAUGACUCUGAAACUGAAACCAGAAAUCAAUCUCCUGCUCCUAUAAGUUUUAGCACUCCUCUCUCUCAUCGCAAACCUGAGAGUCCAGCUGGCGGAAUCUUCCAGCUAGACAUGGAAAAUCCCGAUAUAUGCAGUCCGCCAACGAAUUACUCAAUUGCUAAUUCUUACAAACAUCGCAUGGAUUCCCUACGCUCUACCAGUCUUCCCUCUCGGCCAGUGGAGAACCUCGAUGAAAAUGAACGCAAAGCUAAAACGGAAGCUCUUAAGGACUUGCUUCUCAACCCUCGUCCACAGCGGCCAUCAUCCUCUGUAUCCCCAUUAGGUCGUCAUAAAGUUGAUGCGCUUAAUGGCGAUGUACGCCCGGUUUCGGAUUCCACUGUGCCUCAUUUCGUGACCCCUUUACGAGCUACCUCAGGCCCCGCAACAUCAAACUCCUAUCAGCGUUCUCAUGCACAGAAGAAUUUGAUAUCCGGCAAUUGUGCACAUUCUCCGUUUUUCCCCUCGCAGACUCGUAGUUCCGAACAGUUUCGGAACCAAGAUUACACUUUGAAACAGCAAGCUUCACCAUCAGGGCAUAAAAGUAUGGCAGGCAUCUCGGGAGGGACGUUCACCUCGCCACAUGUAGCGUACUGCCAACCCAACCCCAUUAACACCCCUGCGUUGCAACAGAUCUACGGGUCACCAGUGUCGCAGCAGUCGAAGUUGCCCCAAGGUAUACCGGUGAAUCCUCCGUCUUCCAACAAGUCUCUGGAUACUAAGAAAAUGGAGGAUGAUCUGCGGAGGAUUUUGAAACUGAAUGCUGCACCAGGUAUCCAUUCAAGCAGCAUUCAGAGCUCCUACGCUUGAUCUAGAAUUAUUGCGUGUUUCUCUUGUUCAUGUGCUUCUGCAUGUUAUUUUCCACACCAGAGUCAAUCUUUCUGGGACGUCUCCUUGUCCCUUCCGACUCUUUCUUCCUGACAGAUUGUCUCUUUGAUUUCGUUUUUUUCGCUCUUUAGGUUUCCAUAAUUGGAAUCUGGAGUCAGUGGCUGGCCUUUGCCUCCGUGAUAUAAUGGAAGGAUACCUGGUGCUUUUCUCUUAUCCACGGUUUGCAUUCAGUAUAUGGGUUGCGGUUAUAGUGGUUAUCGAGGUUUCUCGGUGCUUCGCUAGUUGUCUUGAUGCCGCAUUACAUCUGGCCCGGAGUCUGGUCUGGUCGCUUUUCCCUAGAUGUGAUUUCGGAGUGCUGGUUGACUUGGGAUAGUGUUCUGGUUAGCGGCUACUACGGGAGUCCGCGAGCUAUGUGUAUACUUCCUGUUUACUGCUUUUCCCAUAUGGUCCGGAUCUACGUUUCAUGUUUAUUGUUCUAUGUGCAUGGCUUCCUUGUUUUGUUUUCUUUAACGAAACACACCGCACGGGCGAAUUUCAGCUCCUUGUGUGUUCUCUCUCUCUAUUUUUUUAUUUUGUUUUGCUUUCACCAAGUGAUUUGGAGUGUUCGCCCUGAUGAUGGUCAAUCUGCUAUCCCACUGAGAUAGUUUUAACAUUACCUACGCUCUUUUCCCUCCGAACAAAUUCAUUCUUUACUUGCUGUUACCACCUUGUGCAUUGUCAAUUUACAAGGUGCGAAGGUAGGGUGCCACGGACCUUAACUGUAUGUCAUAUGGAUAUCCUCCACCAUGGCUCGCUAUGCACCCUUUUUGCUGUUAUAACGAUCAGAGCAUUUAUUAAAUAUAUUUGCCUAUUUUUAACUACCUAGGUAGUAUUUUCUGUAUGCAGAGAGGAUAAUAAUAGACAUCAUUG
This is a messenger RNA of Monascus purpureus, 2588 nucleotides long. NCBI's taxonomy places the organism in Eukaryota, Fungi, Ascomycota, Eurotiomycetes, Eurotiales, Aspergillaceae. The record is from the annotation of a GenBank genome assembly.